AUGGAAUCAGAAAGAUCUAAUAACAUCCCUCCAUUGGCCAUUGAAGAAGAAAUAUUUGAUGAGAAUAUACCUGACAGAAGUAUCCCUUAUCACACUAUUCAACUCACUGCACCUAUUAAUUCUCAAAGAAAAUCUGCUCAAGGAGGAUCUGAAACGUGUUCUUUCUGUAAUGAACCUGAUCUAUUAUUUGAACUUGAUAGAGCUAAUCUGGAACCAGUCUUAUCCAACAAAUCACAAGACUUUAAUCCGUUGCCGAUGAUAAAUGUGAAAAUGGAAAACCUCAUAACUCCAGAUAUGGCGUUCGUCGAAUUACACAAUAAAAUACUUGAUGCUGAAAAGAUUCUUAAAAAAAAAACACGUGAAGUAUCCUGCAUAGAAUAUGAAAUCCUUGACUCACACUAUCCUCUCGAGGAAGCAUUAGAGAAGAAAUUGGCUUAA
Molecule: messenger RNA, 438 nt
Organism: Funneliformis mosseae
Lineage: Eukaryota; Fungi; Glomeromycota; Glomeromycetes; Glomerales; Glomeraceae
Source: the annotation of a GenBank genome assembly